ACUGCCGUCGACUGGCUGACCCUCGCCGCCAAGCAGGGCCGGCGCGAGGCCGUCAAGCUUCUCCGCCGGUGCCUGGCGGACAGAAAAGGUGGGUCAAGAGGCCUGGGGGGGAUGCAUGAGGUAUGCCGUGCUGCUUUGCUAAAUUAACAGCUAAAAUAGCAACAGGAAAACUUGGUGCUGGCAGUGCCGUUGAGCAAUGAGUGUGGUUUCUGUUAUGCCAGUGGCUUUGCCAUUUAGACAUUUUUGGAGUAUAACAUGGGAUAUUUAGGGAGUGAAGCCAUUUUCAUCCUCUUUAACUUGUGGUGGUGUCUACAAGGAGAUACCCUCUGGGUUCUACUCCAAAUUGAGGAGUGGAUCCUGGAGCCAAGUUGGAGAACAUGACGGGGGCCUGAGGUCAGAGUGGCACUUUCUGAACUGACUUUCCAUCCAGUCUGAGCCGAGAAGCUGGGGACCGUGGGCCAGUGAAGACCCACUCAGGCUGGCACUCACCGCCAGGACCGGUCUGAGUGUUGGGGGGGGCAGUGAUGUGUAGCCUGGCCACGUGUGGACACUUACUAGGUUAUCCUGCCCAAGGGAAAUGGCUCGUUCCUGGUGUCAGGGAAGAGUGUUUCCUGAAGGUUCAAACCUCAGAAGAAAGAUGAAAGUGUGCGUCAGAAAGGGGCCUUUUUUCCCUCAGAUUGUAGAAGUGUUUAUUGUUAUCAAAGAAAACUUGAACUGUAUAGAAAACAUAAAGAUAGAAAUUACCCAUCACGUUGAAACCCAGAGAGAAGUGCUCUGUAGUUUGGUAUUUUUUUCUUCUGGUUUUGCAUUGUAAUGUUUUAAAGUAACAUUUAUUAUAUAGAAUCUACUCUCUCUGGACCUUAGGCUGAUGCCUUUGACAACUUGGAAUGGUCAUAUUUUGCUAGCCACAAUUUCUCACCAAGCCAGCUUCCCCGUUCCAGGGCAGGCAGGAUGGCCUCGCACUGGCUGAUCGAGUCGGUGCGGCCCGCACAGCUCACUGUUGGAGCCAGUGGUUCCCAGAGGCCUUGAGGGAGCCAAUGCAGGCCCCAGGACCAGAGGGCGUGUGAGGGAGGGGGCCAGGCCUCGUGCGACCCACACCCUCCACGUUCUCACAGUUGAGUGCUUACCGAUCAUAAAGGAGACGGCUUGGUGGAAAGUUGCGGAGAUGUUUCAAAGGAGAAAGAACCCAAUCCUCCAUCCCUAGUCUCGCUGCCCUCUGGAAGGGCCAUGCUGACGUCCAGGUGGCUGGGGAGCAGAGCGAAAGGCAGCUCCUGACAGCCCAUGAGACCUGCUCCCGGUCUCUCCGUGGGCAUCACCUCCGAGAACGAGCAGGAGGUGAGGCAACUUUCCUCCGAGACCGACCUGGAGCGGGCCGUGCGCAAGGCGGCCCUCGUCAUGUACUGGAAGCUCAACCCCAAGAAGAAGAAGCAGGUGGCCGUGUCGGAGCUGCUGGAGAACGUGGGCCAGGUCAACGAGCACGACGGAGGGGUGCAGCCUGGCCCCGUCCCCAAGUCGCUGCAGAAGCAGAGGCGGGUGCUAGAGCGCUUGGUCAGCAGCGAAUCCAAGCGCUACAUAGCGCUGGACGACUUCGUGGAGAUCACCAAGAAGUACGCCAAGGGCGUCAUCCCUGCCGACCUGUUCCUGCAGGACGACGACGAUGACGAGCUGGCAGGCAAGAGCCCCGAGGACCUGCCCCUGCGCCUGAAGGUGGUCAGAUACCCGCUGCACGUCAUCAUGGAGCUGAAAGAGUACCUGAUUGAUGUGGCGUCCCGGGCGGGCGUGCACUGGCUGUCCACCCUCGUGCCUACCCACCACAUCAACGCCCUGGUCUUCUUCUUCAUCGUCAGCAACCUCACCAUCGACUUCUUCGCCUUCUUCGUGCCCCUGGUCGUCUUCUACCUGUCCUUCAUCUCCAUGGUCAUCUGCACCCUCAAGGUUUUCCAGGAUAGCAAGGCCUGGGAGAGUUUCCGUGCCCUCACUAGCCUGCUCCUGCGAUUCGAGCCCAACCUGGACGUGGAGCAGGCCGAGGGGAACUUCGGCUGGAACCACCUGGAGCCCUACGUCCACUUCCUGCUGUCUGUCUUCUUCGUCAUCUUCUCCUUCCCCAUCGCCAGCAAGGACUGCAUCCCCUGCUCGGAGCUGGCCGUCGUGUCUGUCUUCUUCACGGUCACCAGCUACAUGAGCCUGAGCACCUCGGCCGAGCCCUACACCAGGAGGGCCCUGGUGACCGAGGUGGCGGCCGGCCUGCUCUCCCUUCUGCCCACCGUGCCCGUCGACUGGCGCUACCUGAAGCUCCUGGGCCAGACCUUCUUCACAGUGCCCGUCGGCCACUUCAUCGUCCUGAACAUCAGCUUCCCCUGCCUGCUCUAUGUAUACCUGCUGUACCUCUUCUUCCGCAUGGCCCAGCUGAGGAACUUCAAGGGCACCUACUGCUACCUGGUCCCCUACCUGGUCUGCUUCAUGUGGUGCGAGCUCUCCGUGGUCAUCCUGCUCGAGUCCACCGGCCUGGGGCUGGUGCGUGCAUCCAUCGGCUACUUCCUCUUCCUCUUCGCUCUCCCCAUCCUGGCGGCCGGCCUGGCGCUGAUGGCUGUGGUGCGGUUGGCCCACUGGUUCUUGUCCCUGGAGCUCACCAAGAUUGCGGUCACCGUGGUGGUCUGCAGCAUCCCCCUGCUGGUCCGCUGGUGGACCAAGGCCAACUUCUCCGUGGUGGAGAUGGUCAAGUCCCUGACACGGAGCUCCAUCGUCAAGCUUAUCCUGGUGUGGAUCACGGCCAUCGUGCUCUUCUGCUGGUUCUACGUGUACCGCUCGGAGGGCAUGAAGGUCUACAACUCCACGCUGACCUGGCAGCAGUACGGCUUCCUGUGCGGGCCGAGGGCCUGGAAGGAGACCAACAUGGCCCGCACCCAGAUCCUGUGCAGCCACCUGGAGGGCCACAGGGUCACGUGGACCGGCCGCUUCAAGUAUGUCCGCGUCACGGAGAUCGACAACAGCGCCGAGUCGGCCAUCAACAUGCUCCCGCUCUUCAUCGGCGACUGGGUGCGCUGCCUCUACGGUGAGGCCUACCCGUCCUGCAGCUCGGGCAACGUCUCCACGGCCGAGGAGGAGCUCUGCCGCCUCAAGCUCCUGGCCAAGCACCCCUGCCACAUCAAGAAGUUCGACCGGCACAAGUUCGAGCUCACCGUGGGCAUGCCCUACAGUGGCGCCAACGGCACCCGCGGCCCCGAGGAGGACGACGUCACCAAGGACAUCGUGCUGCGGGCCAGCAGCGAGUUCAAGGACGUGCUGCUCCACCUGCGCCAGGGCAGCGUCAUCGAGUUCAGCACCGUCCUCGAGGGCCGCCUGGGCAGCAAGUGGCCCGUCUUCGAGCUCAAGGCCAUCAGCUGCCUCAACUGCAUGGCGCAGCUCUCACCAGCCAGGCGGCACGUGAAGGUUGAGCGGGACUGGCGCAGCACCGUGCACGGCGCCGUGAAGUUCGCCUUCGACUUCUUCUUCUUCCCCUUCCUGUCGGUGGCUUGAGGACGCGUCCUGUUGCAGGAGUGCCGGUGCAUGUGGCUGCCAGGACCUCCCCCCACGGCCUCCCGGCUGAACGGCGCAACACUAACCACUGUGCGUGUGUGUGUGUGUGUGUGUGUGUGUGUGUGUCCACACGCAUGCGCAAACGCAGGGCUUUGGAGACCAUUUGUCACGUGUAGUCUGCUCACACCUCUGUGAACGGGCUGACUCCUUUAGCUCUGUCCACUUCGACUGCCCAGUGUGGUUGGAAAUGGCAUGCACAUCCUCGACCCGCAGUCCCGACCUCUCCGUGAGCAGCUGGUGUGCCAGGCUAGACUAGGAUUCCUGUGCCCGAAAAACACUUUACAGAUGCUGCCCUCCCUGCCCUACCACCUCCACGCACGCCCCGGCCCCUCAUUUACUUCCGUUUGGGUUUGUUAUUUGAAGAACCAAUAGUGCUGCUCUGUAAACUCAACGAUAGCUUUUCUUAUUUAUUUGGUCACUGCUAAGCCUUGACAGCUGUUUGCUGAUCCUGGGGCCCUGCAGAGCCGCUCUGUCAUAUGACCAAGGCCCUGCCUGAUUCUGAGAUCGGAGACCACACGGGCAGAAGCCCCGAGCUCUGCAUCCUGCAGCCUGCCCGCCUCGCAGCUCUCCUGUCUGGUGGGUAAUGGGUGAGUUUGCGAGGGUCUUGCCUGAAUCCACCGGGACUAGGAAAUAGAAGGAACCCGGGGCGUCCCCUCCCAGUGCUGAGAAAUGCUAGGCCAUGUUCAGAACCAGAAAGCAGAAAGUCAAGGUCCUAAAGCAGCCGAAAUAAAAACCUUUGAUGAAA
Molecule: messenger RNA, 4321 nt
Organism: Balaenoptera ricei (Rice's whale)
Lineage: Eukaryota; Metazoa; Chordata; Mammalia; Artiodactyla; Balaenopteridae
Gene: WFS1
Product: wolframin ER transmembrane glycoprotein
Exons: 5
Coding region: 1282-3516 (744 amino acids)
Biological process (GO): calcium ion homeostasis; endoplasmic reticulum unfolded protein response
Cellular component (GO): endoplasmic reticulum membrane; endoplasmic reticulum
Molecular function (GO): protein binding
Source: RefSeq, a predicted model, not a curated record